GUUACUUUCCGGAACAGUGGACAGAAGGCUUUAUAGUACAACUUCAUAAAAAAGGUGACAUUAAUGUCCCAAAUUACAUCGUUAUUCUCUCUGAAACAGAAGAAGGCUUACAUAAAGGUUUAUUGUUAUUGGAGAAUAAUUGUGAUAAUUGGAGAUUAACUAGAGUUACAGACUUGAGCUAUAAGAACUGGAGAUUGUUCAUACCAUUGUUUGGACUUUACCUUAUCAUCAUGUACUACAGAUUAGAUAAAGGUGAUACAGACCCACCAGACCCACCAAAAGACUUGACAGAUGCAGAAAAUGGCAUCACAGAUACUAAUAUUACAGUUCAAUGGACAGAGGGAUUUGACGGUGGUUGUAAACAAACAUUUUAUGUUAACGUCUACGGAAAUGAGCAGGAGGUCAAUUCUACCUGUAAACGUGGAAACAUUUGGUCAUAUACGUGCAAAGAUUUGACACCUGGUAAAUGGUAUAAUAUAGAGAUAAAAGCAAGGAAUAGAAAAGGAUGGUCAGCGUCAUGCCAUGCUAAAUAUAGAACAACAGGCAACCCGGACCCACCAAAGAACUUCAGAAUUGCAGAUGAUGGCAUCACAGACAAAAGUAUUAUAGUGGAAUGGGAACCAGGAUAUGACGGCGGUUAUAAUCAAACAUUUUUUGUUUACUACAACGGAGAAGAACAUGAAGUCAAGUCAUUACCUACAAAUGGAAGUCCUUAUUCAUUUAAGUGCGCAAAAUUGAAACCUCGUUCUACUUACGAAAUCGAAUUAUAUGCAAAAAACAUAAAAGGGAAAGCAGAUCCUCGUAUUCUAAAAGAUUGUGAAACGAAAGGUCGCCCAGAUCCACCCAAAGACUUCCAAUUGGCGGUAGAUGGAGUCAAAGAUGAAACUAUGACAGUUGAGUGGAAAGAAGGAUUUAACGGCGGUUAUGAACAAACAUUUUAUGUUAAGGUCAACAACGAAAAGGAGAAGCAGGUCGGUUCUGAAUGUAAACUUAAAAGUAUUUGGUCAUAUACGUGCAAAGGUUUGAAACCUGGUACAGAUUAUAUAAUAGAGAUAAAGGCUAAGAAUUGCAAAGGCUUUUCAGAACCCCGUCAUCUCAAAUAUAAAACAUCAGGUAAGCAUUGCUUCAUUUUAACACUUUUCUUUUUGUUCAAAUAGCAAUUGUCCAUAUAACAGUAAUUUACGAAGUGUUUACACAAAUUCCCCUCUAGGAAAUUUUUGGGGAGUUAUGAGGAUGAUCAAGAGAAACACAAUAUAAACGGUAGAAUCAAUAGUAUAAGUUUGAAGUCCAUAUUGCAGACACUAUAUUGAUGCGUGAUAUAUCCUCUUUACAAAAACAAAACAAACAAAAACACACAAAACAUAUCAAUAUUUAUCACAUUAUGAUCAGCACGUGCAUAUUUAAGAAUCCAUAGUAAUGCGCAUACGUGUAGGUCUGAACGUUGUGACAACGAUUUAAGCAUUAAAGCAGCAUGCCUCCAAAAGGUAACAAAACACUACCAUCUUACUUGUCUUCAAAUGCAUUAUAUAGUAUAAAGUAAUCGAAAUGACACAGUAAAGGAUUGAUAUUUUAACAUGUUUGCUCUGAAAACAGACAGUUCGCUUUUUUCCAACUGGAUAUACCUGCUUUUAUUAUACUACAGAAUCUUUCAUCCGGGUCAUUUCUUGUACUACAUGAUGGUACAGGACAACAUCGCGACCAGUGAUCCGGGAUGCACGAGUCCGUGAUCGUGUCAAACAAAAAUACAAACGAAUAUACUGCUUUGGUUUUCACAUUUGUAGUAAUUUGUGGCACUUAAAAUGGUCAUUGAUUAUCUAUAUCAUAUAUUUUAUUACCAGUAUAUUGAUUUAAACUUUAGCUUAAAAUAUGCUAAGAGCCUACUCAUU
Ruditapes philippinarum (Manila clam) is the source of this 1886-nucleotide messenger RNA. RefSeq names its product protein sidekick-1-like. Gene Ontology annotation, molecular function: protein binding. The transcript is spliced from 7 exons. The annotation marks the transcript as partial. Lineage: Eukaryota; Metazoa; Mollusca; Bivalvia; Venerida; Veneridae. The record is from RefSeq and is a predicted model, not a curated record.